Molecule: messenger RNA, 2809 nt
Organism: Hypomesus transpacificus
Lineage: Eukaryota; Metazoa; Chordata; Actinopteri; Osmeriformes; Osmeridae
Gene: tpd52l2b
Product: tpd52 like 2b
Exons: 8
Coding region: 242-907 (221 amino acids)
Cellular component (GO): cytoplasm
Source: RefSeq, a predicted model, not a curated record
CACGCCGGAAAAGUGGAUGGCUGGAAGUUCAUCACGCUGAGCUGGCUGUUUUGGUGGAAGUGAGUGUCUGGAUCGACGAGGUUGGUAGUGCAAUCUUUUCACACGACAGGAGUUUUAGUUCACGACGGGAUUGAUUGCGAUAACUGGUGCUACGUCACCUAGCAAGUUAGCCAUCCAUCUUUUCCUAUUUCUGAACAACAUCGCUUUUAAGCGAGAGCGACCGAACUGCUCCUUCGACGCCAUGGACACCGCCAAUCAAGAUAUCAACCUGAACUCCCCCAACAAGGGCCUGGGAGGGAGCGAGGCCCUGGCCGACAUGUCUGCGGAGGGGGCGGUGGGGAACGCGGGCCACGUCCUCCCCCCUGGCCUCUCCGAGGAGGAGGCUGAGGAACUCCGGACUGAGCUCGUGAAGGUGGAGGAGGAGAUCAACACCCUGCGGCAGGUGCUGUUGGCCAAGGAGAAGCACGCCACCGAGCUGAAGAGGAAGCUGGGCCUGAGCCCUCUCAACGAGCUCAAGCAGAACAUCACCAAGGGCUGGCAGGAUGUCCAGACCUCCAACGCCUAUGUGAAAACCACUGAGAAACUGGGCCAGUGGAACGAGAAGCUUUCUGGCUCUCAGUUAUAUCUGUCUGCCUCCGCCACCCUGGAUGACAUAGCCCGCUCUGAAGCGUAUAAGAAGACUCAGGAAACUCUGUCCCAGGCGGGCCAGAAGACCACUGCAGCCCUGUCCACGGUGGGCACAGCCAUCAGCAGGAGACUGGGAGACAUGAGAAACUCGCAGACCUUCAAAUCCUUCGAGGACAGAGUUGGAAACCUGAAGUACAAGGUGGUCGGGGCCAGAGGGAACGGAGAUGUCGCCAACUCUCCAACCGAGGCCAACCCUGUUCAGGACAACGCCCCUUUCUGAAGCCCCGCCCCCCCACACGCCGCGCCUCCCUGGGACUGACUGUGUCAUCAUCUCAUCACCAAGUGACCCCUGACCCUUCACCCCUGACAUCACCACACUCCGCUCCCCCUUCUCCUCUCAGCUAGUUCUCUCUCCCCUCCAGGCAUAACCAGUACACCCCCAUACCUUACCCCCCCCCCCCCCCCCCCCCCACUUCACACCAGUGGAGAUCUCACAGGACUAGAUGGGUCUAAGCAGAGGUGGUAGUUUCUCUGAUGAGGAAGGUGCAUGUGUGUUGUCUCCCGGUCCUGUCAUAUCUCCUCUGGCUCCUCCCUCAGCCUUCUGCUGUCAGAGCACGGACCGUUCAUCUCAACUGUACAAAACAUCACCGCAGCAACCACACCUGGGGUCACUUUCUCCAUGCCACAGGUUGUAAAAAAAAAAAGACAAAUAAAAAAUAGUUUAAACCUUAACCAUUUUGUAUUAUAAACUAUUUUACACGGCUUUGCAUAAUGUUUUUACAUAACUUUUAUCUAUACGUAUAAAUAUAUAUGAAUAAAUAUAUUGUAAACAAUAUUGCCAGCUGGCAUUCAUCGGUAGGUAAGGGGACUGGAAAACUAAACAGAAAGCAAAACAACUUUAAAAUGGGAGAGAAAAGAAAGAAAAACACUAUUGAUUCUUGUUUCUACCUUCAGCAUAGUCUUCAGUUUGUUCAUUGUUGUUUAUUUUUUAUUUUUGACACGGAAUACAAUGUGAAGCAAUGCUUUGCUCUGGUGAAUGUGGAACUCUGAUCGGCCUUACUAUUCCUCUACUAAACAUUUUUGUUUCCUUCUGCUAGUAGAUAACAUGUUAGACUUGUGUUUUGUUUCAGUCUCGUGUUUUGUUUCAGUCUCUGAAGUUGAACUGGGGAGAAAUUCUUGUGUGAGGACACACAACAGGUGGUUCCUGUUCUGUUUAGGGUAAAUGUGUACUUUUCUGGUGCCACAUCUGAAGUGAAUAAUUGUCAAAUACAGACAUUCUGCUGCAGUUACAAAGAUUUGUUCCCAUGCCUCCAAUCCUGAACACACCCAACACAAAACACUCCCCACUUUAUUUCUACUACAUCCACUGCAACACACACACACAGUCAAUACUGUUGGUACCCUGUACACUUCCUCUUUUUACCUUGUGCACUUAUCCAGCCUACACAGUAGUAAUGACUGACUAUUAGAAACAGCCACCCGGCUGCAAAAGAAAAACGACAUAGAAAACGAAUCUGCGAGAGUCAGGUAGCACCGCCACUUUGUCCCUGGCUAUGAAGUUGUGUACAGUUGCCCUGCUUGGUGUCCUGCCCUGGGAAGGGGGUGGUUGUUUUUGCCAUUUGUGUGUCUUUUUCUUUUUAAAUCAACAACGUGUUUGUGUUGACCGUUAUGGUGGUGAAAGACUAGGUGAUGUAUUGAUUAGUUUUUUCCCUUUUUCUUCGGGUGCAGUUCAAAGUUUAUUUGUAUUUAAUUGCCAUAGGUGAAAUAUUGCCAAUAUUUGAUACCUGUUACAAUGCCUCUCUUCCUGUCCUUCCUCGAUGAAAUCCCUGACUUGUGCCAUUGCAAGAUGAAAAGACAGUUGUCAGUUUUUGCUUUUGUAGAGCUUACGAUAUGCUUUGGGGAGGAGGAAAUGCACAAUAUGGGGACACCAUGAAUGGAAUUUGUGAAACACGAUAUAAGGGCAUGGUUUUAUGUGCCAGCAAGCCUAUUCAUAAAAGUUGAUUGAUUACACCAUAUAGCUUAAUUAGGUUGUAAGCCUAGUAGUAGUAGUAAUAGUAGUAGUAGUAGAAGUAGUACUAGUAGUGUAUAUAAAGGGAGCAGACAGGAGAUAUUGGCAGACAAAUUAAAAUGUUUUAGUUUGUUGUAUAUGUUUGGGUAUCAAUAAAGCAUUCCUUUAAACAAA